UGCUGUGGGUGGGACUUGGCGAUUUAUCAAUCCCUCGCCGCCUUCUCCCUCCUGAGCUGCUGUCUCUCUUGGUCUCUCAUUCUUCUCCCGAGUCUCCAGGUGGAAACAUGUGUUCAGCAGCGAGAGCAGGGCCAGCAUCAGUCAGCGGGAGUCCCUGCUUCACCGUGCUGAUUGUUAUCCUCACCAUCACAGGCAUAAUUGGUAGUGUUCAAGUUUCUACCCCGCCUGUGGUAGAAGCAGAGAUUGGAAAACCCAUCAGCAUACCCUGUGUUCCUGAGAUAUCCACACCAAGCACUGUGAAAUAUGUCCAAUGGUUUGUUAUGGAGAAGGACAUUCGCCAACGAAUCUAUUUCCAGGAUGGAGAAAAUAGAAUUAUCAACAAUAAGACUCGCUACACGGAUCGAAUCAAUGUGGAUAAGAGCUACACUCUGACCAUUGACAAUGUUGAACUUAGAGAUGAACGGACAUUUUGUUGCCAAGUUGGUGCUGGUCCAGCCGGCAAUGGUGAAGCCACAACAGAGUUGAAGGUUUUUGAUGCACCAGAAAUACCUGAGAUAUUUCCAAGUAAUAAACUCAUAUCAAUAAUGAAAACAGAACCAUCAGAGAUUGCCACGUGUGUCACUAGGAAUGGUUACCCUGCACCGAACAUAACGUGGUACAAGGACCACACCCCAUUGCAAGCUACCACGAAGAUAAACAACAAGAUGUAUAUGAUUCCUCAGGCCACAAAGGAGCCCAGUGGACUUUAUACCAUUGCCAGUACACUUUAUUAUCUGCCUGAGAAGAAGGACAAAGAUUCUAAAUUUUACUGUGAGGUAAACUACAGGAUGCCGACAGGAGUAGAGAAAAUGAAGAAGUCGAUUAAGAUUGACAUACAAAUAUCCUAUCCAACCGAAAAUGUGGAAUUUCUGUAUCAGCCCAAGAUAUUGAAGGAGACAGAUAAUAUGAUACUAGAAUGCAAGUCCGAUGGCUCAUCUUCUGUUGAAAACACCUUUUACAGAGUGCGGGAUGGACAAGAGGAGGAGACCCUUCAAAGUGGCACUGGCAACACCUUUGAAAUUGUUGGAGUAAAACGAAAUGACAGUGGUGUUUAUGGCUGUAGAGUGCUGGACUUUGAUGCAGAUGACAAGGAUUUUAAUGUAAACAAGACAAUAACAAUUAAUUAUCUGGAUCCUAUUGUAUUGAAACCAAGAGGACCAUACAUUUUUGAGGAGGGUGAAAAAAAUAAAAAUAUAUAUUGUAGCGCAGAAGGAUCACAACAGACAUCUGUGAUUUGGAAAAAACACAAGAUGGUCAGUUCUACAAAUCUUCUUCAACUACCAGUGGUCACAUCCGAUGAUUCUGGAAACUAUACCUGUGAAGUUACAAUCCGGGGUGUUCCAAGCCUGUUUAAAAAAAAAUCCAUCAGAGUUACAGUCAAAGAGCCACCUAAAGUAAACUGUACAGAGAAGAUAUUCUACAAAAAUAGACAUUAUGUCAACCUGACUUGUAUUUUCAAAGGCUAUCCAACACCAAACAUCACAUGUAGCAUUGGAAAGGAGGUAAAGGACAUAAGAAAGCAUCUGUUGCCUAAUCACAUUGUUAUCAGUGAAUUGAUUGUACUGCUUCCUGCAGAGGGACUGAACGUGACUUGUAAUGGCACCAAUGAAUAUGGGAGUAAGACCCACAACUCAGUUGUGCAGAGAGAGUCAACGGCAGUUUCUACAAAAAGGCCUCCUAUUGCUGGGAAGACUCAUAGGGGGAGCAGUGGUGGAAUGCUGAUAGUCAUCAUCAUUGUGUGCAUCAUUCUUCUUGCGUUCCUGGGUGCAAUCCUGUACUUCCUGUACAAAAAAGGCAAGAUCCCCUGUGGUCGCUCAGGGAAACAAGACAUCACACGGACAGAUGUUCAUGACGAUGUUGUUGUGGAAGUUAAGAAUGACCAGAAGGUGCCAGAAGAGACUGUGCUUCUACAAGGAGUCAAUGGAGAGAAGAAAUUGCCCAAUGACCAGGGUAAACCCGCCUGCUUAUUUAAAACCAGCAACACUGAAAAGAUCUGUCCCAUGCAAUAAUCUGUGAAAAUUCGAGAGGUCAAGAACUAUUUAAAUGAAGAGAGAUGAAGCAAUAUGCAAUCCUGUUGAAUGAAGAUAAAUAACCACAGUGCUCCCAGCCUAACCAGACCACAUGGAUAUGACAGUGACAUGAAACGUUUUUGCCUUUAGAAGCGCUGCACAUGCUCCUACACUGAAGCAGUUUCAAUAAUGCUGGAGCCUUUCUUUCACUGGAAACCACUCAACACUUUACUGAAAUGAACACAUGGCCUAUCAUUCCCCCUAACAUUCCCACUGUCAAACUGGGUGUUUUCUGUUUGAUCUCUGCAACUGCAGGUUACCUCUCAGCUAUAUAUUUCUGCUCAAAUUGUAUGCUGUCACAUCAGUUACAGAGUACAAAAUGCCUGUCCAGGCUUCAUCCCCUUGACACAGUUGAAAAGGAAAUUCAUGUUACUUUUCUGUACAAUUCUUAUAAAUUCCUUUUAAUCACAACAAUUUAUAAUUGAACAUUUUGAUGAAGAAUGUGUAUUAAAAAGCAUCCAGAUUAGAAAGUGUUGUUCAAAGGGGAAAUCAUCAGGACUGUGUUAGUAUAGUUCUAACUAACUGCAGACAGGGAUGUUCAUACCAUGACUUGGAUUAGAGAUUACAUUUCUCAUUAGUUGUGUAAUUGACAUUAGGAAGCAUGAUAUGACAUAUUUGUACAUAUUUUAAUCAAUAUCCCCACCUCUCAUCAGGAGAAAUAGUUACAAUGAUAAAAGUAUUUUUUUGUAGGUUUCAGCUGCAGUCUGUAUUCAGUAUCCAACACAUCACGAUUUGGCUGGACGAACUUCAGUCAGUGUUAUGGGUAAACAAGGGUUUUUAUUCAUAGUGCUUUGCAAAAGAAACGCCAAUGUUAGUAACAUCAGGAAUUUUUAACUAAAUCAACAGAAUACAGAAAUUGUUUAUUUGGAUAGAUUUUCUGUUAGAAAUGCUGAUCACAUAUUGAUAAUGGCAUUUGCUCUCUGCUGAGUCCAAAUCAAAUGCACUGCACAAUAGGUAAUUUUUACUCUAUUUCAACAUCAGUAGCUCUCCUCUAAAUGUAAACUCCAGAAAUAAUGAUUUGAUUGUAGUGCAGAAUUUACAGCAUCACCAAACCUUCAUCCAGUUACAAGCACAAGUCCUUGGUUUCUGUCUGGUCGGACACAUCUUCCAUUGAAAAUAAUGUGAAUUCAUUUUCAAAUUAGUGAUCUGUUUGAGAUGUUACACAUUCUCUUUCAUGAUCACUUGAUCCUUAAAUUUUUUACAAGAAACAACUUUUCUUGAAAGGAAUAGGAAAGCGUGUGGUUCUCACUGUGACUAUGACGUAACAAUAAUGCUAGCUUUUGUUUCUCACUGCAUUGUUCGGUAGAGUAUUUCCAGCAUUUUGUGUUUGUAGUCGCCAUAAGGGAGCAGAACACAUGGGUAUAGAAAUUUUCCUUUUUAACGGCCAGGAUAUGUUUCUCCAAACUUGGGAGCUCAGCCAGCUCCACACCAAAGCACCAGGGCUAGAUGAUUGCAUUCUGUCCAUUUGCCUAUAAGUCAAGAUGUUGUGUUCUUAGUUUAGCUUGUAAAGAAUUUGCAUUGUUUAAAUCAAACAGGACAUCUUUUAGUCCUGUUUCUUCUGCAGGCUGUCUGCAGCAAUCAACGCCACUGAACAUCCUCUCAACUUUCAACUUCCCCACUUAAAGAACAAUUUGGUUACUUUCUACUUUGCAAAUACUGACUCAGGUUUUUUUUGGCUGUUUCACAUCAGAGGCAACAUUAAAAGCAGCAACUAACAUAAGUCUCACUCAGUGACCAAAGCAUUGGCCUGGAGUUAGAUUGCAUGAAAUGUUAGACCCUAGUGCACAAAAAGGGCAAUAUUUCCUGUCAUAUACUCAGUGUAUAGCGAGAUAAAUUGUUGAGUGGUGUGGGUAUGUGAGUGGAGAAAUAAAAUGUAGGAAUAAUUUCCUUCAAAGCGUUCUUGAAGGGUGUGGAAUCCUGAGAACUUAGUUUUGGUUUAUCCUUCUGGUAACCCCAGUGCUGCUCAACUCCAGUACUCAGAGCAUCAUACAUGGCAGAAGAUCCCAGUUCAAAUUGAUGAAGACCAGUUACUAUUCUACAACUUUCCCUAUUAAUCCUAUUUUAUUUCAAAUGAUCUGCCUUCCCCCACAAUGCAGAUUACUGCAUUCUAUUUGCUUCCUUUCUUACCUGUAUUUGAGAACUGUGCAGUCAAUGAACACUCCACGCUCUUUUUUUCAUGAUCAUAACGAGUAAUAGAUGGGGAAAUAAAAUAAAAACAAGUGCUGACAAAACACUUUCUCCACAAAUGUUGCCAGACCUGCAGCAUUUCUCCAGCACUUGCCAUCUUUAUUUCAGAUCUCCAGCAUCUGCAAUACUAUACUUUUAUUGAAUGCAUGGAAAUCUUCUCUAAAGUCCUCAAAUGGUGAUCAUAGCACCACAAAAAUCUAAGACCCCUCUAUGAAGCUGGUUCUGACUUCCAAAAGUUUAAUAUUGGAUUUGAGGAUCAAAGAAAGCAUUAGAAUGAUGUAGAGCAUCACUUGAGAAUGAGUUGUGUCUCACUUUCAUGCUGCCAUUGCUGCAGAAAAUUGGCCAUCUCUGACUCAUUUGGAAGGGAGGCACAUAAACAUAUUAACUCAUCGCUGUGCUAAAGUUAACUUGCUUGCUUGUUAUUUAUGUUGAAAUUUUAACAACAUUGUGACAGAUGCUGAAGCUGUGGCUGGAUCUUUCAAUAUACAUAAAAUUAAUUAGUUAAAAUUAUAUUGUACACUAUUUGAACUGUUGCAGAAUUAGUGUAAUGCCACAGAAAGUGCUUCAUUUAAAUAGAGUGAAGCCCAUUAAUUAGAAAGCAACUAGGUGACCCUGUGGGCAGCAGGGUAGGCGGUUUUGGAGUCAAUGAAACAACAGUAGUCACCCCAUUAUUUUUCUCGAGUGGUGGGAUAUCCUGACAGGCAUUAGCAAGUACCCCUCACAUUUACAUAUUUUCUGAUUGGUGAAAAUAGUGUGCCCUCCCAUUAUAGGGACACCCCAGGGAGCUGGGACCACCUCAUUCUUUUAAAGCUUAGGUUUUUUUUCUAUUCAUGAGCGUCACUGGCUAGGCCAGCAUUUACUGCCUAUCCCUUGUUGCCCAGAUGUCAGUUAAACGUCAAUCACAUUGCUGUGGGUCCAAAGUCACAUGAAGACAGACCAGCUAAAGAUGAAAGCUUCCUUCCCUAAAUGGUAUUAGUGAUGACCAUGAAACCAUUGCUGAAUGUUAGAAAAACACCUGGUUCACUUGACCCUUAAUUCCAGAUUUUUAAGUGAAUUCAAAUUCCAUUAUCUGCCAAUGGCAGGAUAUGACCGCAGGUCCCCAGAACAUUAUCUGGAUCACUGGAUUAAUAGUCUAGUGAUAAAACCACUAGGCCAUUUCCUCCCUGAGUGAGAAAAUCAUUUCCUUCAUUGUUGGGUCAGUUCAUUAUUGGACCUAAAAUCCAUAGCUGGAUGUAGACCCUUGCUUCCGGCUUGAAACUACCAACAACACUAAGGUAUUGAGCACAUCUAGCUGUGCAAGGUCAGCUCUGCACAGAUAAGUGUUAGGAGCUACCAUUACUGACCCAUAGUGGAUAUACAGGUUGCUCUAAACUACAUUUUUUGAGGCUCUAAUGCAAUUCCUAAAGCUACCUGCCCAGCCUCAUUCAAUUGAAGUACUUUGUCUUAUGUAAAUUUGAAAUAAAAACUGUGACUGACUGUUUUUUAUGACUUGCAAAGAAAAUGCUAAAUAAAAUAUUGUUGCAAAUACCUGA
Molecule: messenger RNA, 5827 nt
Organism: Chiloscyllium plagiosum (whitespotted bambooshark)
Lineage: Eukaryota; Metazoa; Chordata; Chondrichthyes; Orectolobiformes; Hemiscylliidae
Source: RefSeq, a predicted model, not a curated record